This is a messenger RNA of Epinephelus lanceolatus (giant grouper), 5424 nucleotides long. NCBI's taxonomy places the organism in Eukaryota, Metazoa, Chordata, Actinopteri, Perciformes, Serranidae. The record is from RefSeq and is a predicted model, not a curated record.
GCAGAGGGAGAAACCUAUGGGACAAACGGACGAGCCCUAUCUGUGAAUGUAAACACAGCGAUGUCGGAUUCUCCAGAUGCCCGCAGCCUCCUCUCUGCUUCUUCACAGCUCAACCUGAUGGAGGUGGACGCGAUCGAUGAUAAGGAGUUUGACAUUCCCCAAGUGGACACACCUCCCACACUGGAGAGCAUCCUUAAUGAGCUGGAGGAUGAGGAGGAACCAUUUGUGUUGGAGGACACCUGCUUGCUAAACACAGACAACAUGGAUGCUCACUCCUGUGACACCUCCUCUCUGGCCAGCUCUGACAGUGGAGACCCAGCUCACCUCAAACGACGGAGAAGGACCGUGGAUCUGAAUGCAACUGUUCAUGGGUCUGUUCUUCGACACAGUCUCCUGAAGGGCAUCUCUGCACAGAUCGUCUCUGCUGCUGACAAAGUGGAUGCCGGACUGCCAACUGCUAUAACAGUAUCGGGUGUGAUUGCUGUAGGAACAUCUCAUGGUCUGGCUCUGGUCUUCGGAAAAGAUACCAAUCAGGCUCUGCGCCUCUGUCUGGGUACCAAGGCAACUGGAGCAGAGUUUGGUGCUGUCUCUGCCCUCAGUAUCAACCAUGACUGCUCACGCCUUCUCUGCGGAUUCGCCAAAGGACAGAUUACAAUGUGGGAUCUAGCAAGUGGGAAGCUCCUGAGAACAAUCACUGAUGCCCAUCCUCCAGGGACAGCUAUACUGCAUGUGAAGUUCACAGAUGAUCCAACUCUUGCAGUGUGUAAUGACAGUGGUGGAUCCGUUUUUGAGCUUGCUUUCAGGAGGGUGAUGGGGAUGCGGUCCUGUGACUCGCGGUGUCUGUUUAGUGGUUCUAAAGGGGAGGUCUGCUGCAUUGAACCGUUGCACGCUCCUCCAGACUUCAGAGACCAUCCCAUCACACACUACUCUCUGCUGGCCAUGGCCUCUCUCACAAAGAUUCUGGUUAUUGGACUGAAGCCCUCGCUCAAAGUGUGGAUGACUUUUCCCUACAGCAAGUCUGAUCCAUCCAGUGUCCCUCAGCUGGCGUGGCAGUUUGUUCCUGUUCAGAAGACAGUCAACCCGAUUCUGGCUUUUUGUAAAGGAGACACAGUCCACUUCCUCCUGGUAUCUGCUCAACUCCCUCUUAACUUUAAUAUAGUAAAAUUGAGACAAAUCUCUGUUUGCUGCAUGACCCGUUCUCCUCCUGUCUCCAUGUCUCUGCAGUGGAUUAACAGUCGUACGCUCGUCCUGGUAGACAGCCAUGAAAAGCUGCAGGUUGUGGACCGGCCCAGUCAGGAGGUUUUGGAGACACUGGACUUGGAGCAGGUGCAACUGGUCUACAACAGCCGCCAUUUCAAGUCGCUGGCAACUGGAGGGAAUGUCUCCCAGGCUCUGGCUCUAGUCGGAGAAAAGGCCUGCUACCAGUCAGUCUCCAGCUAUGCAGGACAGAUUAUCUAUUUGGGCACCAAGUCCGCUCACAUUAUGACUCUAAGAAAUUGGAGAGAGCGAAUCGACUGCCUGUUGAAACAGGAGCAUUUUGUUGAGGCUCUCUCUCUGGCCUGGUCCUUCCAUGAAGGAACUGCUAAAGCUGUGGUUGGUUUGUUUGGAGAUCCAGUGAAAAGGAAGGGAGUGGUAGCUGACAAGAUGGUCGAGAUCCUUUUCCAGUUUGCAGAUCAUGCUCUGAAGAAGUGUCCGGAACAAGGCAAGAUCCAAGUGAUGGAGCAACAUUUCCACGAUGUGAUUCCAGUCCUGGUGGAACACUGCCUGCUGCUAAAGAGGCCGGACCUGCUGUUCAACCAGCUGUAUGCUCGGCUGGUGGAGAACACGGUUGCUAAGGGAGUCUUUCUGGAGUCACUGGAGUCAUACAUUGUUGGGGAUCGCCUCGGUCACCUCACCACGCCCAUCAUGAAGGACCUCUUGGCCCAUUACCAUGGUAACGGUAUGAUGGACAGCCUGGAGAGAUGCAUUGUUCACCUGGAUGUGACCAGCCUGGACAUACAGCAGGUGGUUCAAGUGUGCUGGGAAAACCAACUCUAUGAUGCUCUGAUCUAUGUUUACAACAGCGGAAUGAAUGACUACAUUACACCUAUGGAGAAACUUUUUGCAAUGAUUGGUCCACCACUUAAAGCUGGGAGAAGCCUGACAGAUGAGGAAGUGGUGAUGGGAAACAAACUUCUGGUGUACAUAAGCUGCUGUCUUGCAGGAAGGGCAUAUCCACUAGGAGACAUCCCUGAAGACCUUGUGGUUCAAGUCAAGAACCAGGUGUUUGAGUUCCUUAUCCGUCUACAUUCAGCUGACUCAUUAGAGGAAGAGGAGGUUUUCCCAUUUAUUCGAACUCUCCUCCACUUUGACACCCGGGAGUUCCUCAAUGUCCUCGCCAUGACAUUUGAAGACUUUAAGAAUGAUAAGCAGGCCCUGGAGUACCAGCAGAGGAUAGUGGACAUCUUACUACAGGUGAUGGUGGACAACCCAGACUUUACUCCAUCCCAGGUGGGCGGGCUCUUCACUUUUCUGGCACGCCAGUUGGCUAAGCCAGACAACACGCUUUUUGUGAACAGGAAGCUCUUUGAUCAGGUUCUGGAGUUCCUGUGUUGCCCAGACGAUGAUUCCCGACACACUGAGAGGCAGCAGGUUCUGCUGGAGCUUCUCCAGGUCGGGGGUGUUGUCCAGUUUAAUGAAGGAAGGCUGUUGGCCCUGGCAGAGAAGGCCAAGUUCUACCAAAUCUGUGAAUUUCUGUAUGAGAAGAAACAUCUGUACGACAAGAUCAUUGACUGCUACCUGAGAGACCCCCUCAGAAAGGGGGAGAUCUUCAGCUACAUUCACAAUCUGCUGUCCAUGCCUGGCUACAGCCCAGAGGAGAAACAAGCAGUCAAGGCCAAAGUACUGCAACACAUACAGGAGCUGGUGGCCCUUGACCCCAUCAAGUCAGCUGAACUAGUGCUGUUUCACUUUGCCCAAGAGGUGCAGCAAAUCAUCUCUGAGCUUCAGGAUGACCAGCUACUUUUCAAGUUUCUCAGCUGCCUCCUGGAGCCACGGGAAGGUCAUCACUCAGGAGUCGUCCUGCCUCUGGAACGUGACCUCCAUGAGCUUCUGCUGGACUUACUGUGCCGCUUUGCCCCCGAACAGCUCCUGAGCUUCCUGCAGACCUCCCAGCACUACAGACUGGAGGAGGCCAUACAUGUAACAGAGAAGUACCACCACAAUGAGGCUACAGCCUAUCUACUGGAGAAGAAGGGAGAUGUUCAUGGAGCUUUCGCUGUCUUGUUAGAGACACUGAAGGAAAAUCUGAACCUCCUUACUGCUGAGUGUGACAGAGGAGCUGAUGAAGGAGAUGGAGGACAGGAAGAAGAGGAGAGAGACAGUGAAAUAACGCUGACAAGAGUAAAGAAUUCACUGAACGACAUCACUGAUCUCUGUCACCGAAGCUCUGACAACCUCUACCAGCAACAAAGAGAGGUUCUGUGGUUUCCACUUCUGGAGACCAUGAUGGCUUCUCAAAAACUAGUAAAGGGUCUGAAUGCCGACCACACAUUUGAAGUGCUCAAGGAGCUGACCAUGAAGGUGCUCAACUCGAUGAGCAGCUUUAUUUCUCUGCCUGCCAUCAUCCAACGAAUACUGCAGGACCCAGUCUACGGGAAAGGAAAGCUCGCAGAGAUCCAAGGUCUCAUUCUGGGUAUGCUGGACACUUUUAACUAUGAACAGACUUUACUUGAAACAACCACCAGCCUGUUGAACCAUGACCUCCACUGGUCCCUGGCUCACCUUCGCGCUGCUGUCACAAGGGGACUCCACCCACGACAAGACCACUGUAACAUCUGUCUCCAGCAGUACAAGAGAAGGCAGGACUCAGCUGAGGAGAUCAUUGUGUUCAGCUGUGGCCACCUGUACCACCUCCAGUGCCUGCAACAGAAGGACUCUGGGUGGGGCCCUUCCUCAGAGCUACAACAGCGAUGGAUCUGUUACAAGUGUUCCUCCAGCCAAGGAGGAAGGGGGGGGUCUACUACUGAACAAAAACGUGGCCGCAGCACGUCCCUGGCACAGACUCGUGUUACAUCAAUGCAUCAUGACGCAGGUGCAGAGGCUCACAGGAAGAAGGUGUUUGUUGAAGCAACGUUGGACCUUCAGCAGGAACAGUCCUGGGAUCAGCUUCGCUGUUUGUACCGAGGACCAUCCAGGUUGUCCAUCCUUUCAGAACUCUCUCACUGCCACAGCAGUGAGAAGACAGGCCUUCUAAUCUCAGCCCAACCAGGAACAGAGAAUUUCCAGCUCAAACUCUCUCCUCCACCUCUAUUGGAAGAGUAGCGCCAUGACUAGUUGUGGAUAGAUGUUGUCUUCAUUUGCGUAGACUUGAGUCAAGUGGGACUGGUUUGAUAUGAUGUCAUUCAAAAUGUUAAUCUCAAAACAAACAGUUUGAUAUUGAUGAUAAUUAGUCACUUUGAUUAUUCUACUGAAUGUAGCUUUAAUUUCAUCCAUUGUUUCUGUACUACAGCUGGCUGAACCAUACUGCUCUGAUUUGCAUGUUGAGACUGGGAUGUCAGAGGUUGGAAUCUAACAUAAACUGCAAAGAAUAUUGUGACAUUUUAUUUUGACAAAGGGAAAUGAUGCUGUUUGCAGUAAAAGGACCCAAAAUACUUUGGACUCUCUUCUUUCAGGAUGGUAAUAUGAAACGCACUUUUUUAAUGUAAAAGUUGUAGUCUGGUGAUGUCACAAUUAUCCUGACCGCUUCUAAUGGAUAAAUGACCUUUGUUGACUAAAUCUAAAAACGAACUUAUUCAAACUGAUAAAUGAAUUUUCAAAAGAUUUAUCUUUUGUUUGAUGUGUGUGGUGCAUGCGGCAGAAUUUUAAAUCUGGGAUUGGAUGUUUCUUACUGAAAUGCACCUUGGGAGUUGUGGUUAACCCUGGACACCUAGCAUUACUCCUCCCAUUUCUGUCUCUAUUGUCUGUGUAUUUCCUCACUAAAAUAUGCUGCGUGACCUCAAAAGCUGAAAUACUUCACUCUUCCUUUCUCUCUUCUCACCUGUGUUACCAGUGUAGACACACCCAGUUCUCGUUCUUCUCUCCACAUUUUUUCUCUGCCUUACCUGUCAACAUUAUUUCCUGCGUACCCUCAUCCUCACAUUCUGGUUUAAAGCCAGAAGUACAUGGAGAUUCUUCAGAAAUAAGACACAAUUGAUGGCUGUCGUGGAUCAUGAGAAGGCAAUAACCAAUGAUGUUCACGUGAAUGAGUUAAUCAGAGUUAUACUGUGAUUUGGUUAGAAAAUCUGAAUGGGAGAAGGUGACAGAAGGUGGGGAAGUUCAUUGCAAAGUACGUUUGUACUUAAUGUUGUUCAUGAUGUUGAAAACUUGUACUUAAAACAAAUGUGUGUCUACUCUCCUGUCUCUUUGCUCUUGAAAAUUAUUAAAAUUGACCUAAUUUUUUUUGGA